CUGACAAGGAUUAAAAACUGCACUGAGUGACUCACAGCUCAGGAGUGUCUGACUCAUGUUAGAGGAGGAAAUUAGUUAAGUUGUUCCAGGUGGUAAAAACAUGUAAGUGACUCAAAAAGUUGAGAUGAACUCAUAUUUAUUAUAUUAUCAUACGAUGAAACUUGUUUAGUUUACUUUUAGUUCCACAAACUUGUAACUUUCUGCAAAAUUAAAAAAUAUAUAUUGUUGAUUUUUUUCACUGUUUCUCUGUCAACAAAUUAUUUGAAAGAGUUUUAAUCCAGUUGUGAGGGUUAAUGAUGGUCUUGUUAGCAUUUGGGCAUCAUAAUAAGGCACCGAUAUGAUUUUUUAGUCUAUUUUAUAAACAUAAAAAAACUCCUCAUAGGUGCUUUAAUUAAAAAUGGUAAUUUUAGCAUCUCUAAAUGAAAUCUUAAUCAUUUUUGAGACACAUUCACCUUCACUGUAUCUUAUCUUGUAAAAUCCUGACACCUUUAAUUCUAAAUUAUACUAAUAAACUUAACUGCAUACUACGUUUAUAGACACAUAUGACAUGAUCUUUCCCUUGAGUUUCAGCUUGAACUGAAUAAACAACAUGAAGUCAAGAAGUAUAUGCAGACUUAGUGCUUAGGACUUUAAUAUCAGACAACUAUUAAUUAAUUAUCCAUUAACUUUUUAUAAUAAUAUUCCUCUCUGGUGCAGCCUAGAAAGGAGAACAGUUGAAUCAUUAUCCCUGCUCACCUACAGUUAUUUAAAACUGGAUUUUUGUCCUCAAAUACUUCAAAAAGUACUUCAUUAUAUGGUUUAUAAAUGUAUUAAACACAUGUAUUACAGUAAUAAUAGUUUUGCAUAACACAAGAAAGUACAACAGGCAUACUGCACAUUGAAUAUUUUUGUCAGGACACACAGCAUCUCUUAUUUCCACCUCCAUUAUGGAUAUAAAGUUCCCUGUCUCCUACUUUUGAGUAGUUUCCCAGUUUUAGAUUCCAGUUUGACCAGUUAGACCUGAACUGGUUUGCAUUUAUAAUAAUAUUCCUCACUGGUGCAGCCUAGAUAGGGAAACAGUUCAAUCGUUAUCCCUGCUCUUUCACAGAUAUUUUUACCUUUAUAUUCUUAAAAAACUGCUUUAUAGAUGGUAAAUAAAUGUAUAACCACAUGUAUAAUUGUUAUCACAGUUUUGCAUAACACAGCAAAGUACAACAGGCGUACUUCACAUUAAAUAUUAUUGUUAGGACACACAGCAUCUCUUAUUUCCACCUCCAUCAUGGAUAUAAAGUUCCCUGUCCUCUAAUUUCGAGUAUUUCCCAGUUUUAGAUUCCAGUUUGACCAGUUAGACCUGAACUGGUUUGGAUUUCGCUCCUCGAAGUUUAAACUUGUUCAGAUCUGAGGAAGGAAACAGUCCAGCUGUGCAACAACAAAAACGGAAGAAUAAAGUUUGUUUAGUUCGUGUUGAUGUUGGGGUUAAAGGUUGAGACAGUUUGGACGUUUGCGGUUCAGUUUUGUUUCCGAAAGUUCUUUUCCAACUCCUCUCUGGUGUCUGAUUUGUCCUUCUCGUAUUACUCAGCUAUAAGGUGGGACAAUGAUUCGUUGAGCAGCAGCGCGAGCCUCUCCCCCGUUGGCUGGAUUGUACACGUCAGCAGUCAAUAAGUUGAGCUCGAGAUGAAUGAUAGUCCAAUCAUACUCUUCCUGGUAUGAGCGUGUCAACGUACAGCACCUACUUCACGGUAAGUUCCAAAGAUACAUUUACAGUAAAGUAUCGUCUUUAAUCGCAUCGAACGUGACUCAUUCCAUGUCGUUCUCUUCAGGUGUCGAAAAAAAAGCGGCGGAAAAACCCGUUUGGCAUAAAAAUGUCACGGUUUUGAAGUGGAGAGAAGACGGUUCACUCAAGAGAAACUGUCAAGAAAACGUUUGACAUAUUCAGAAGCACGUGACGCGACGACAAAGAGUUGGAGUUGGAGUUCGAGCGCACGAGGAAACUUAGUUGAAGAGGGGUUUUGACUAUGAGGACGCUCGCGACAAGGUGAAUGAAACCCGUGCUGCUCCUGAGUCCACUUUCACCUUAGUACCGCGACAAUGAGGUUCCGGCUGCUCAGAAAGAACCUGCUCGUGUUCUUGGGUGUUUCCUUGGUGGUUUUGGGUCUCCUGUUCUCAACACGCGUGUUUUUAUCCCCCGGGAACGACAUGAGUGGGUCUAACAUUGUCGUCCAGGCGAACCCAGGUGAUAGGGUGAAGUUUAACUUUGGGUCGUUGACAGAUCUGACUCAGUCUGUUUACAAUGCCAACUACAGGCAGUGUGUUUACAAUGCAGAUAAGUUUCCAGGAGAGCCAGAACUGGUCCUGGUUGUACAGGUCCACAACAGGCCGGAGUAUCUCAGGUUGUUUAUCCAAUCGAUGGAAAAAGCCGCAGAAGUCCACAACUUCCUCAUCAUUUUUAGCCAUGACUAUUUUACAGAGGAAAUCAACGCCAUUGUGCAAGCUAUUUCUUUCUGCAAAGUGCUGCAAAUUUAUUUCCCGUUCAGCACUCAGCUGUAUCCCAACGAGUUUCCUGGGCAGGAUCCACGAGACUGCCCUCGAGACAUAUCCAAGGACAAUGCUCUGAAAAUAGGAUGCCUUAACGCAGAACACCCGGACUCCUAUGGACACUACAGGGAGGCUUUCAUCACUCAGACGAAACACCACUGGUGGUGGAAAUUGCACUUUGUGUGGGAGCGAGUGCAAGCUCUGCAGGGAUACAACGGCUUUGUGAUUUUUCUGGAGGAGGACAACUACGUCUUACCGGAUUUAUUCCACUUCUAUAAACUAAUGGCAGAGUUCAAGAAGAGCAGCUGCCCAGACUGCGACAUGCUCGCUUUGGGUAACCAUGACAGCCUCAAUAGUUUUACUAGACAGUCAAAUAAGGUGUUGACAACUGGGUGGAUGUCCACCAAGCACAACAUAGGCAUGGCUAUAUCGAAGGAGGUGUACUAUAAACUGAUGGGCUGCAACAACGAAUUCUGCACCUACGACGACUACAACUGGGACUGGACGCUGCAGCACCUCUCCGGAACCUGCGUGUCGAAGCCCCUCAAGGUGCUCGUGGCGCAGGCUUCCAGGGUCCUCCACACCGGAGACUGUGGCCUACACAGUAAGGAGAACUGCAGACCGGAGUGGGCUUCUCAGAGGGUCGAGGAGAAUCUCCAAAUGGCCAAACACGGCCUCUUCCCUCAAUCUCUGGUACUUGACGGUGCAGAAGCAGCCGAGCACAAGGCACAUAUGAAAAACGGAGGAUGGGGAGAUGUUCGAGACCACAGUCUAUGCAAUGAUUAUGCAAAGCGCCUUUAGGUUAUAGCCUUUAAAAGAAUUAUGGGUAUUCUGCUGAUCUGCCAUUCACUCAGAACUUUUCAGGGUUUCAGAGGCUGCAGUCAACUUUGAAACGGGACCAAAUCAAGAGCAGAAACACAAGACUUCACUUCGUUUAGAAGUGUUUUGCUUUGAAUCACCGGAGAUGCCAAAGUUCUUCAUGCGUGUUGUUGUAAAUGUAUGUAUGUAAUUUUUGUUUAAAUUCCAAGAAACCAGGUUCUUCAGUGUCUUACAUGCCAAAAUAUGAGAUUAUAUUGAUGCAUGACAAAGGGAACUUAGAGGAAACUAUGUCAGGGUAAACUCACCCUCACACAGCAGUGACUAAAAUAUGCACAAAAGGUUCUCUUGAAUGAAUACUGUACAGGAGUUCGACAUAAUAUUGUGAUUUAAAGGGUUUUGUUGGUUUUUAUCAACCCCUCAGCUGCAAAAUGUUUCUUUUGGCUUUUUUUUGGUGGUACUUUUUUAAUGCUACAACUAAAAGCACAAAUCAUUGUGUGACGAUUUUAGAUUCGGAGCGAUGCUGCCUUUGAAACUAAGCGUUCACUUUCAAAGGUGAUAUAAUUUCACUCUUAUCUUCCUGAUGAUAUAAAUCACAGAGUGUAUAUCAUGAUCUUGAAUGUAACCCUUCUGUGAGGUUUGGUUAAACGCUCUGUCUCCUCCACUGUGUCUGAAGAGCUGGCGUGACCCUGAAUUUUGUUGUUUUUGGCUGCGACUGUUUUAUUUGCUUUCUGAUUAAGCUACAGUGGUCCUUUGAACCUUGUUGUCCCUGGAAAACCGGAUCAAAACUGUGAUCGUGCAAUCGAGUAAUUGACAAAGGAGAUUAUGAAUUUCAUCAGCUGAAAAAGUUUCUCUUUUUUGUUUUUCAUUUAAUAAUUUGUGAAACUUUAUUGUGUUUAUAACGUGAAACAAUGCCAAAACUACCCCUGAGGUUUUGGUGCUAUUGUUGCUGUAAAGCUGACCAGAAGUGCCUUUUUUAUUGUUCCUUUCUGUCUAAAUAUAGUUUAAGAUUUGAGCCUGUCUCUUUUGAAGGUGCUCUGAUAUCCAUGUUCAUUCACGUGUAAAUGCCGGGGGACUCGCUUUUCCUGAAAUCUCUUUAUUUGUGUCCGUAUCCAGGAAACUGAACGGAUCUGUUGACGGAGCUUCCACUGUCUGUGUGUGUUUGUGUCAUUCUUUGUGAGAUUUUAACUUGUUGACAAUGAAUGUUUGUUUUUUUCUAAUGUUUUUGUUUCUCUUGCAAUCACUUCAAUAGAUGUUCAGUGUUUACAUCAUGUUUGGAAAAGCAUCAUGGGGAAAAUUCAAAAUAAAAGGGAGAUUUUUUUAUUA
This is a messenger RNA of Xyrichtys novacula (pearly razorfish), 4656 nucleotides long. The record is from the annotation of a GenBank genome assembly. NCBI's taxonomy places the organism in Eukaryota, Metazoa, Chordata, Actinopteri, Labriformes, Labridae.